GCACCGGUGAGGAUGGAGCCGGCCAAGCUCCCCCCCAGCAAGAGGAUGGCCCCCGCUCCCCCCGUCCCUGCCAAGGCCAAACCAGCCCUGAUACCAGCCAGCAAGCCCGGCGGCCCCCAGCCCUGCGCCUCAGCCGACACGGAGUGGGGCAGAGCCAGCGACGCAGAUGCUGAUGGCUUCAACGCGGUGCCGGUCACCACGAUGAAGCUGAGCCACCCCACUGCCACACGCCCGCGGGUGCCAGGCCAGCGGCCGCCCAGCCUCGCCCUGGGGGGUCCCUGCGAGGGGGAGCAGCCCCCGGCCGGGCUCUGUGCCCCUCUCCCACGGAGCACGGAGGUGCCGGUGGCACCACGGCCCGAGGAGCGGCUGGCCCUGGAGGAUCUGAAGGCCGAGGUCCGCUCCCUGCACAUCCUCGUGGACCUGAUGCGAGUCCAGCACCUGCGGGACCUGGCGGACAUGCGGCAGGAGAUGUGCCAGGAGCGGGCCAAGCGCCAGGCGCUGCAGGCAGAGAUCGAGCGGGUGAGGAAGGUGCUGCCCUGCUAGCACGGUGCGGGGCUGCGGUGCCCACCCCUCUGCAGCCCCAGGGAUGUGGGGCAGGCGGGUGGCACAGGGUGCUGGGUGCCAUGUGGGUGCUGCGCCCUGUGCCCCCCCCUCCCCGACCCCGCUGCCCCCAGCUCAGCUUUCUGCAGCGAGGCCCCCGAGGCUGCGCAACAAUCCCUGGGUGUAGAGAUAAAGUUGAAAAUAAACUAUUUUGGGCGCAGA
Messenger RNA from Tyto alba (common barn owl), 762 nucleotides. Its product is annotated as basic proline-rich protein-like. NCBI's taxonomy places the organism in Eukaryota, Metazoa, Chordata, Aves, Strigiformes, Tytonidae. The transcript has 5 exons. The record is from RefSeq and is a predicted model, not a curated record. Bases 13 to 543 code for a protein of 176 amino acids.